Messenger RNA from Vitis vinifera (wine grape), 906 nucleotides. RefSeq names its product receptor-like protein EIX2. The transcript has a single exon. Gene Ontology annotation, molecular function: protein binding. NCBI's taxonomy places the organism in Eukaryota, Viridiplantae, Streptophyta, Magnoliopsida, Vitales, Vitaceae. The coding region runs from base 1 to 906 and encodes 301 amino acids. The record is from RefSeq and is a predicted model, not a curated record.
AUGGAAAAUAACAGCCUAUCUGGUGAGAUCCCUAGCUCAAUGGGCAUCCUGAAUUCACUUAUGUUCUUGAUACUGAGUGGCAACAAACUUUCAGGGGAAAUUCCUUCUUCACUGCAGAAUUGCAAGGACAUGGAUAGUUUUGACCUUGGCGAUAAUAGAUUAUCAGGAAACCUUCCGUCAUGGAUAGGAGAGAUGCAAUCGUUGUUGAUUCUACGCCUGCGAUCAAACUUGUUUGAUGGAAACAUUCCCUCCCAAAUGUGCAUUCUUUCCCAUCUUCAUAUAUUGGACCUCGCACAUAAUAAUCUGUCAGAAUCCGUUCCUUUUUGUUUGGGAAAUUUGAGUGGCAUGGCUACUGAAAUCAGCAAUGAGCGAUACGAGGGGCAAUUGUCAGUUGUGAUGAAAGGAAGAGAACUCAUAUAUCAGAAUACUCUGUAUCUCGUGAAUAGCAUUGAUCUUUCAGACAAUAAUAUAUCAGGGAAGUUGUCUGAAAUAAGAAAUCUUUCAAGACUUGGCACCUUGAACUUGUCCAGAAACCAUUUGACAGGAAAUAUACCAGAGGACGUUGGGAGCUUAAGUCAAUUAGAAACUCUGGACCUCUCAAGAAACCAGCUCUCUGGCUUGAUUCCACCAAACAUGGUUUCUAUGACUUCCUUGAAUCACUUGAACUUGUCUUACAACAGACUAUCUGGUAAAAUUCCAACAAGCAACCAGUUCCAAACCUUCAAUGACCCGUCCAUAUACAGGAAUAACCUUGCACUCUGUGGGGAGCCUCUGGCAAUGAAGUGCCCAGGCGAUGAUGGGGCUACUACUGAUUCUUCAGGUGUGGAUAAUGAAGAUCAUGACGAUGAACAUGAAGAUGCGUUUGAAAUGAAGUGGUUCUACAUGAGCAUGAUGUCACGGACUUAG